Molecule: messenger RNA, 675 nt
Organism: Aspergillus oryzae RIB40
Lineage: Eukaryota; Fungi; Ascomycota; Eurotiomycetes; Eurotiales; Aspergillaceae
Product: fungal specific transcription factor domain-containing protein
Exons: 2
Coding region: 1-675 (224 amino acids)
Cellular component (GO): nucleus
Source: RefSeq, a predicted model, not a curated record
AUGCAAUCUAUACAAAGUCGACGUAUCGCCCCGUACCCCCUUGAUACUGACGUCAGCCUGGGUGCAGUCAAAGAUACAGUUGCUCCGGGAAUAGAGAAUAGAACGAUCUGGGCGUGUUUUAUCAUGGACCGCAUGAUAAGCUCGGGCACUUACAACCCACCCAUGCUUCCCAUGUCGGAGAUGGAGAAGUUGAAAGUCUCGCGGCCGUUAAGCACCGUUGAAUUUGCCUUUGGGACCAACGUAAGCCUUUAUUCUGGGCACACAGGGCAGAACCUCACCUGGGCUGAACGUCUGCCGUCGGGCCUUCUUGAUAUAACCCAGUGCUACGAAAUUCUAGUUUCUGGCUUUGAUAUCUGGGCACAAGUAAUGACUUUUAUCUUUAACGACGGUCGUCGAGCACCGGGGAUGUGUGCCCCGGAGAACUGCCCUUGGGUCCCAGGGUCUCCGUGGUCUAGGACUAAGGCCCAAUUGGAAAGGUGGAGGGCCGGCCAACACAAUCGCCUUCAUUACCCGAGUAACAGUGUUGCGAUCCACAUGACAUUGGGAUAUGGAGAGUCCUUCACAUACAUCAAUCUUCUCUAUUAUCUGAGGUUGGACAUCAUCCUUUCUCCAUCGAGAAUACCGAGCACAUUGCCAGGCUUUUACAUGAAGCAUCAGAAUGUGGAGCCCAUCUGA